UGAAGUUUCGCUGUUCUUUUCCGAUUAUAGAUACUCUCUUAGAAAAGGAACGAUUAGGGUUUCUUCUCUGCAUUUUUCGAUCUCCCUUCAUCACUUUCGCCAUGAGCAGAUCAGGACAGCCUCCGGAUCUUAAGAAGUAUAUGGACAAGCAGCUACAAAUCAAGCUGAAUGCGAAUCGAACUGUGGUUGGUACACUGCGUGGAUUUGACCAGUUUAUGAAUCUGGUUAUUGAUAACACAGUGGAGUUGAAUGGCAAUGAGAAGAAUGACAUAGGGAUGGUGGUAAUCAGAGGAAACAGUGUGGUUACUGUGGAGGCACUUGAGCCUGUAAACAGAGGAGCAUGAUCAAAUGAUGGAUUUUGAUGUCAUGUAGUUUGUUAACAUUAAGACUUCUUUGUUAACAUUCAGACUACUAGUAUUAUUUACUGUCUUAAUUCAUCAUGAUGCCUAAUAGAAAGCAUCAAUUGUGAUCUUUAAGUCUUCAAUAUAGUCUCAAUGUAUUUUGUUAGUU
Messenger RNA from Impatiens glandulifera, 510 nucleotides. RefSeq names its product probable small nuclear ribonucleoprotein G. The transcript has 4 exons. The record is from RefSeq and is a predicted model, not a curated record. Gene Ontology annotation, biological process: mRNA splicing, via spliceosome; spliceosomal snRNP assembly. Bases 102 to 344 code for a protein of 80 amino acids. Gene Ontology annotation, molecular function: RNA binding. NCBI's taxonomy places the organism in Eukaryota, Viridiplantae, Streptophyta, Magnoliopsida, Ericales, Balsaminaceae. Gene Ontology annotation, cellular component: U2-type prespliceosome; catalytic step 2 spliceosome; SMN-Sm protein complex.